Nothoprocta perdicaria is the source of this 2293-nucleotide messenger RNA. It is a transcript of the gene SLC29A4, whose product is annotated as solute carrier family 29 member 4. Gene Ontology annotation, cellular component: plasma membrane. Gene Ontology annotation, molecular function: monoamine transmembrane transporter activity; nucleoside transmembrane transporter activity. Lineage: Eukaryota; Metazoa; Chordata; Aves; Tinamiformes; Tinamidae. The transcript is spliced from 11 exons. The record is from RefSeq and is a predicted model, not a curated record. Gene Ontology annotation, biological process: nucleoside transmembrane transport. Bases 56 to 1648 code for a protein of 530 amino acids.
GGUGCCAGCAUUUGGCAUCAACAGCCUCCCGCAAUGAGGAGCUCGGUCCAGCGCCAUGGGCUCGGUGGGAGCAGAGCGCUUCAAGGGUGCCAGCCCUGUGGGGACACCUGAGGGCAACGUGGUGAUGAGCUUCAGCUUCGACAGCUACCAGCUGGAGGAGGAAGAGCUGCAGGGGAAAGGGAGCCAGGCCAAGGGCGUCCUCACCUUCAUGGAGCCGGGGGUGGUUGCUGAGGACCCCGAGCCCCAGGACCGCUACCACGGCAUUUACUUCGCCAUGCUGCUGGCCGGCGUGGGGUUUCUCCUGCCCUACAACAGCUUUAUCACCGAUGUGGACUAUCUGCAUCACAAAUACCCAGGGACCUCCAUCGUCUUCGACAUGAGCCUCACCUACAUCCUGGUGGCCUUGGUGGCCGUGCUGCUCAACAACGCGCUGGUGGAGCUGCUGAGCCUGCACACGCGCAUCGCCGUGGGCUACGUCCUGGCCCUGGGGCCCCUGCUCUUCGUCAGCAUCUGCGACGUCUGGCUGGAGCUCUUCUCCCACCGGCAAGCGUACGCCAUCAACCUCAUCGCCGUGGGCGUGGUGGCCUUCGGCUGCACAGUGCAGCAAUCCAGCUUCUACGGCUACACCGGGCUGCUGCCCAAGCGCUACACGCAGGGGGUGAUGACAGGCGAGAGCACCGCUGGCGUCAUCAUCUCCCUCAGCCGGAUCUUCACCAAGCUCCUGCUGUCGGAUGAGAAGGAGAACACGGUCAUCUUCUUCUUCAUUUCCAUCGGCAUGGAGCUGACGUGCUUCAUCCUGCACCUGCUGGUCAAGCGCACCCGCUUCGUCCGCUACUACACCAGCGGCUCCCACAAGGGCCUCCCCGAGGCCAAGGGGAGCAGGGAAUGUGGGACCGGCUACCGCGUUCACCACGACGUCACUGCGGACGACGUGCGAUUUGAGAACAGGACGCGAGGGCAGCCGGUGUCCCCCACGGGCAGCCUGGCCCACGAAGCAGAACUGGCCGGCGGUGGGACCUACAUGCGCUUUGAUGUCCCUCGGCCCAAAAUCAAGAGGAGCUGGCCCAGUUUCAGAGCCAUGCUGCUCCACCGCUACGUGGUCUCCAGGGUUAUCUGGGCCUACAUGCUCUCCAUUGCUAUGACCUACUUCAUCACACUGUGCCUCUUCCCCGGGCUGGAGUCAGAGAUCCACAACUGCACGCUGGGGGAAUGGCUCCCCAUCCUCAUCAUGGCCAUCUUCAACCUUUCGGAUUUCGUUGGCAAGAUCCUGGCUGCCCUACCUUACGACUGGCGAGGGACCCACCUCCUCAUCUACUCCUGCCUCCGCGUGGUCUUCAUCCCCCUCUUCAUCAUGUGCGUGUACCCCAACAGCCAACCCACCUUCGGCCACCCCGCGUGGCCCUGCAUCUUCUCCCUCCUCAUGGGCAUCACCAACGGCUACUUCGGCAGCGUUCCCAUGAUCCUGGCCGCUGGAAAAGUGAGCCCGGAGCAGCGGGAGCUGGCAGGUAACACCAUGACCGUGUCCUACAUGACGGGGCUGACGCUGGGCUCCGCCGUGGCCUACUUCGCCUACAGCCUCACCAGCGCAUCCCACAGCAGCUGCUUCCACACGGAGACCCUCAACGGCUCCUUCACGGCAGGGUACUGAGCCGGGCACCGGAGCGGGAACCACCAUCAUCCCGGCCCAUCCCUACCCCAUGGGGGUGUCCGGACCACCGGGGCUCAGCCGGAGCUGAGAGGGUAGGAGAGAAUGGGGGGCCUGAUGAGGAAGAGGAGGAGCAAGCAGUGCAGGAAAUGCUCCUCCACGCUUUGGACGGGCUGGGCAGGUGGAGCUUGGAGUUGUUUGAUGGUGCUGCAGGUUUCAUUGAAAUCUUAACCCUUCCCCAAUACUCAGCUGCCCAAAGAUAUGUGCAAAAGCCCGAGGUCCCCCCCGUUGGCUGGAAAAAAGUAUUUUCUUUUUAGUUUUUGUCUGUUUUUUUUCUCCUCCGGGUGCGAGCUGCAGGUGGUGGUGCGAGCAAGCCCCGGACAGACCCUCCCUUCCCAAAGGGCUGCUCGGGCCGUGGCCUCCCACGCCCCUCCAAGCUGGAGCCACCAACUGGAGUGUUUCUCCAGCCAGGACCACGGGCUGUUCCCGCACCCACUGGGGACCUCUUUCCUUGGUGCCCUCCUCGAGGGCUGUGGCCUCCAUUUCUGCGGGCACCCUGAGCUGCUCUGAGUGCAAAUGCAUUCUACGGCCAGGCAUGAGCUAGGAUGGAGGAUGAAGUCAGUUCCCUUCCUCAUCCUCUUCAGAAGG